This is a messenger RNA of Drosophila elegans, 1534 nucleotides long. RefSeq lists its product as uncharacterized. Lineage: Eukaryota; Metazoa; Arthropoda; Insecta; Diptera; Drosophilidae. The transcript has 2 exons. The record is from RefSeq and is a predicted model, not a curated record. The coding region runs from base 114 to 578 and encodes 154 amino acids.
AGUACCAUCACUAAUGUGAGCUUUCAUUGUUGGGGUUAAUUUCAUUAGUAAACAAAUAAAAGAACUGCGCCCAUACGAAAAUCAUUACAUUUUAUAGGGAGACCCAACUGAACAUGACGUCGAAAUCGAAUGUUUUAACCAUUGGAAAUGACAGUUGCGAAUAUUCAGACAAAUUGCCAAAAACAAAUAACCCUAAAGCGUAUUUAGAAUUUGACUUUGAGAAACGAAUGCAGAAGUUACUUCUCGGAGGUGAUAAACCACGAAAAUUGGAUGAAACAGCAGUGGAAAGAUUUGCAGCCACUGAAAUAAUGAAAAAUGGCAAACUGUAUUCCGAAUUCGGACCUGAUAAUUUUGAAAAUAACACAGUAAUAAGUGCUGUUGUGUUUGAUCCCAAAGGCAUGCUAUUGCGUGUACAAAAUCAAAUCAAUAAAGAGCACUGGGUUAAAGAAAAUGUAAUACAGUAUCAAAAAAGCUCUAUGAUAGACGUAAGGCAAAUUGUGUCCGAUGUCUCACAAGAGGAAGAUAUUGAAAUCUAUCAAUAUUUGCGAUACCUCAACCAAAAUUUCUGUAAAAAGUGAUUUAGAUUUUUUAAAAUAAAAUUCUUUUUUUUAAGAUUAUUUCUGUUUUAUUUAAAGCUUGUAAUUUUUAUGCAAUAAGCAGUUACAAAGUCCCAAUACAUUUUGGUAAGUAUUUUAUAUUAGAGCCUCUAUCUUUGUUUAUUAACCAAUUUCAUGUAAUAUAUGUAAACAAAAAAGUCCAUCGCUAAUCUUAAGCUUUUUGAUUUAAACUUUCAGUUGUGAAAUCGAUUAAUUCUUCUUAAGUUACAAAUUAAAAUUUUUUUACAAUUUAGUGGCUCAGCAGAUAUUCAUAAGAACAGUGGCUUAAAAUGGCAAAUAAAACACACACAAAUAAAAGUGCUAGAAAUGAUUCUUUGGAGUUGUCCACUAAAAGCAAGCCAAGUCGAGGAACUCCAAGGAUAAAGAAUAAAAUAAACGCGAAUAAUUUUCCAGAAAUUCUGAGUAAAACAAUGCUUAAAAGCAAUAUUGUUCCUGCUCCACCGAAGGACGAUAUUUGGAUUUACACACAACUUCUAUGUUUUCUGUACCUUGAAAAACCCGCCACUCGGAAGAGAGUUUAUCACAUGUUCCUGUCGACCACAAAGGAUUUGGAAAAUGACUGCGAUAGAGUGAAAAAAUUAUACAAAAAUAGAAAGGACAUCAAAAUAGUAAAUCAAUUAACCGAAUACGUUCUUUGUGCGAAAACCGCCUAUCUUAGAGUUCGGAAAAUGUUUUCCAAUGCUACUUGGAACAAGCAGGGCAAUGUUUUCGAAACUGAGAUGAUUCCGGGCACUGAUAUCUGGGAGAUUUCAAAAAAGCUGUUUGCAUUUCACUCCAAAGAUGAUGAAAAACUCUUUAAUUACAUAAAGUUUCUGAGCGUUACGAAGAGUUAAACAUAACUUUACAUUACCGUAUUAAUUGUAAAAUUAUACAAAUGUACAUUUCAUAAAAUAAAGUAAACCAUUUUGUAAUAUCAA